CGCUCACUUGUCACCGUUUCUUCCUAAGAUACCGGAAUGGGCAUCCUAGAUGCUAAUGAGUUCGAUCGAAUGAAGGAGCUAAAGGAGUUGGACGACGCGAAGACUGGCGUCAAGGGCCUCGUCGACGAAGGGAUAACAGGAAUACCGAACAUCUUCCUCAGACCAGCCAGUGAACUCGCUGAUGACAAGAUCAAUCUCUCUAUAAGCGACGUCCAUCUUCCGGUCGUUGACCUUAGCCAAAUCCAAUCGCCGGAGAGGCGCAAAACGAUCGUCGAUGAAGUUAAGGCCGCGUCGAGCGAGUGGGGGUUCUUCCGGCUGGUCAACCAUGAUGUCCCGCAUAGUCUGAUGGAGGACAUGCUGCAGGCAAUCCGUGAGUUCCAUGAGGGCGACCCCGAGGAGAAGAAGCGGCUCUACUCGCGAGACGCAAAGAGGACCCUGCUAUACUACACCAACUACAGCUUCUACCACGCGCGGAGCCUGAGCUGGAGGGACAGCUUUGCCGUGAUGUCGCAUUUGUCCGACCCGCUCGAGCUCCCAGCCGCUUGCAGGGAGGCGAUAUGGGAGUACAGGAGGCAGAUGAGAGUGCUUGGAGGUUUGCUCUUGGAGUUGCUGUCUGAAGCUCUAGGGCUCAAACCACGGCACUUGAUAGAGAUGGGUUGUGGCAAGAAACACGACUUGGUGUGCCAUUAUCAUCCGCCAUGUCCAGAGCCAGAUCUGACCUGGGAUCGACACAGCACAGAGACCCCUUCUUCUUGACUGUGCUCUUGCAGGACCAGGUCGGUGGCCUCCAAGUCCUACAUCAGGAUCACUGGGUUGAUGUCAAGCCUGUCCCUGGCAGCUUUGUGGUCAACAUUGGGGACUUU
Molecule: messenger RNA, 863 nt
Organism: Eucalyptus grandis
Lineage: Eukaryota; Viridiplantae; Streptophyta; Magnoliopsida; Myrtales; Myrtaceae
Product: 1-aminocyclopropane-1-carboxylate oxidase homolog 2
Exons: 2
Coding region: 37-756 (239 amino acids)
Source: RefSeq, a predicted model, not a curated record